Molecule: messenger RNA, 2010 nt
Organism: Megalops cyprinoides (Indo-Pacific tarpon)
Lineage: Eukaryota; Metazoa; Chordata; Actinopteri; Elopiformes; Megalopidae
Gene: rhpn1
Product: rhophilin, Rho GTPase binding protein 1
Exons: 15
Coding region: 1-2010 (669 amino acids)
Biological process (GO): signal transduction; negative regulation of stress fiber assembly
Molecular function (GO): protein binding
Source: RefSeq, a predicted model, not a curated record
AUGUCUGAUGCCGGCUCGGACGAGGAGCCGCCAGCGCCGGUGCCUGUCGCGGAGGGAAGCCACAGCAGCGGGAGCAUACGAAAGGGCUGUGAUCCCCUGUCUCUGACGCAGCGCAGUAAGCUGCAGCACCGCAGGGCGCGCAUCAACCAGCAGAUCAACAAGGAGAUGCGCAUGCGAGCGGGGGCCGAGAACCUGUUCAGGGCUACCACUAACCACAAGGUGAAGGAGACAGUGGCUCUGGAGCUGAGCUUCGUCAACUCCAACCUGCAGCUGCUGAAGGAGGAGCUGGAGGAGCUCAACAGCAACAUGGAGGUGUACCAGACAGACAGCGAUGCGCUCAAAGUUCCCAUGAUCCCUUUGGGCCUGAAGGAGACGAAGGAGGUGGACCUCUCGGUUCCUCUGAAGGAUUUUAUCUGUGAGCACUAUGGAGAGGAUGGAUCUCAGUACGAGAAGGAGGUGAACGAGUUCAUGGACCUUCGGCAGGCCAUGCGCACUCCCAGUCGGAACGAGGCGGGUCUGGAGCUGCUGAUGGAGUACUACAAUCAGCUCUACUUCCUGGAUCACCGCUUCUUCCCCCCAAACAAAACUCUGGGGGUACACUUCCACUGGUACGACUCCCUGACGGGUGUGCCCUCCUGCCAGCGCGCCCUGGCCUUUGAGAAGGGCAGUGUUCUCUUCAACAUCGGGGCGCUCUACACCCAGAUCGGGGCGAGGCACGAUCGCGCACAUGUGGAGGGCAUCGACAACGCCAUCGACGCCUUCCAGAAAGCUGCCGGUGCAUUUAACUACCUGAAGGAGAACUUCUCCAACGCCCCCAGCCUGGACAUGAGCGCGGCGUCUCUGGCGAUGCUGGUGAGGCUGAUGAUCGCUCAGGUGCAGGAGUGUGUCUUUGAGAAGGUGCUGCUGCUGCUGCCGGAGGGAGAUUUCACCGGACACCUGCAGGUGGCGCAAGAGGCCGCCAGGGUGUCUGACGUGUACGCGCUGGUGCUGCAGAGCAUGUCGCAGUCUCUGCUGAAGGACUACGUCCCGUUCUCCUGGGCCACCAUGGUGCAAGUGAAGGUGGAGCACUUCCGCGCCCUCUCGCACUACUACGCCGCGGUCGCCCUGUGCAACCACGCCGAGUCCACAGAGCAUGAUGACGGUGCCGGGGAGAGGGCCCUGCUGCAAUUCCAUGUGAGAGAGCCAGAGGGCGUGUGUCUCAGCGACCUGCUAAAGGACCCCGAGGAGAGACGCAAACUAGGUAAAGCUCAUCUGCGGCGUGCGAUAAUCAGGCACGAGGAGGCCAUGCGGAUCCACGGCCUCUGCAAGAUCCUGCGCAAGAUGGACAUCCUGCAGGAGGUGCUGUCUCUCACACACAAACGCUCGCUGCACAUGUACUCCGAGAUCGACCACGAGGACGACUUCUUCGAGACGGCCGAGGCGCCCAACAUCCACUCUAAAACCCAGCAGAAACCUGACAUCAAGACCCCAAAUUUCUGCAGCGUGAGGGUGACGGACAUCUUCCACAGGCUGGGUCCCCUGUCUGUGUUUUCGGCAAAGAACCGCUGGGGGUCGCAGCGUCACGUGCACCUGGUGCGGGGUGAGGGCGGCUUAGGCCUCACGCUGCGGGGCGACUCGCCUGUCCUCAUCGCCGGGGUGGUGCCCGGGGGCUGCGCUGCGGAGGCGGGUCUACGUGAGGGAGAUUACAUCGUGUCUGUGAACGGGACAGACUGUAAAUGGGCGAAGCACGCGGAGGUGGUGCAGACCCUGAAGACCUGCAGUGAGAGAGGGGUGGAGCUCAGCGUCAUCACUCUACUGACCCCUGAGCCGGAGAGGAAGGCAGCUCUGAUGUCGCUCAGUGGGGAUAAAGAAAACUCCCUGCAGCGGAACCUGGGCGGGACCAGGGGGCGGGGCUCCCUCCUCACCUGGAACAAGAAGAAGAGCGGGGGAGGGGGAGGGGCUUCCAAGAGACUUGGCAGCACUUUCAGCCUUCCUUUCGGGAACCUCCGGGACAGCGAGUCCAUGUACUAA